AUGUCUGUCACCCAAUCCGUUAUUGUUCCUGCUUACAAGGAAAAAUUGAAUAUCAAACCAUUAACCACUAGAUUAUUUGCUGCAUUGGGCAACGAAGGGUCCAAGUCAACAGAAUUGAUCUUCGUCGACGAUAACUCUCAAGAUGGAUCAGUAGAGGAAGUGGAAAGUCUUCAAAAGCAAGGUUACAACGUUAAGAUUAUCGUCAGAACCGCUGAACGUGGUCUCUCGUCCGCUGUCUUAAGAGGUUUCUACGACGCUCAAGGUGAUUAUGUCAUCUGUAUGGAUGCCGAUUUACAACAUCCUCCAGAAAGUGUACCACGUCUUUUCGACUCCUUGAGGGAAAACCCUUUUGUUAUCGGUACUAGAUAUGCUCCAGGUGUCGGUAUUGACAAGGACUGGCCAUUAUACAGAAGAGUUAUUUCUUCCACCGCUAGAAUGAUGGCCAGACCAUUGACCGUGGCCUCUGACCCAAUGAGUGGUUUCUUCGGUUUGCAAAAGAAAUACUUGCUCGAGGCUAAAGAAGAUGAUAUUAACAAAGAAGGUUUCAAAAUCGCUUUGGAAUUACUAGCUAAAUUACCAUUACCAAAUAAUGGGGAAAAGAUCGGCGAAGUACCAUUCUCAUUUGGUGUCAGAACCGAAGGUGAAUCCAAAUUAUCCGGAAAAGUCAUGAUCCAAUAUUUACAACAAUUGAAAGAAUUAUACGUCUACAAAUUCGGUGCUAACAAUUUGAUUCUCUUCCUUUUAUUUGGUUUUGUGCUAGUUACUUACGUCGCCCACCAAUUCUACUCCUUAGUCUUCUAG
This is a messenger RNA of Kazachstania africana CBS 2517, 801 nucleotides long. It is a transcript of the gene DPM1, whose product is annotated as dolichyl-phosphate beta-D-mannosyltransferase. Gene Ontology annotation, cellular component: endoplasmic reticulum membrane. Gene Ontology annotation, molecular function: dolichyl-phosphate beta-D-mannosyltransferase activity. The record is from RefSeq and is a predicted model, not a curated record. NCBI's taxonomy places the organism in Eukaryota, Fungi, Ascomycota, Saccharomycetes, Saccharomycetales, Saccharomycetaceae. Bases 1 to 801 code for a protein of 266 amino acids. The transcript has a single exon. Gene Ontology annotation, biological process: GPI anchor biosynthetic process; protein O-linked glycosylation via mannose.